This is a messenger RNA of Ochlerotatus camptorhynchus, 902 nucleotides long. It is a transcript of the gene mRpS2, whose product is annotated as mitochondrial ribosomal protein S2. Gene Ontology annotation, biological process: translation. Gene Ontology annotation, molecular function: structural constituent of ribosome. Bases 135 to 854 code for a protein of 239 amino acids. Gene Ontology annotation, cellular component: ribosome; mitochondrial small ribosomal subunit. NCBI's taxonomy places the organism in Eukaryota, Metazoa, Arthropoda, Insecta, Diptera, Culicidae. The transcript has 3 exons. The record is from RefSeq and is a predicted model, not a curated record.
CGUCUUCUUCGUAGCACUCAGCGCUCACGCCGCAAUUAGGUAUUUUUUUGUAAUUUUAAGUUUUGAGUCGCUGUUAUCCUUGCAGGCAGAAUUAUUUUUCAACUCGAGUUUAUGUUAGUACAACCGAAUUCAAAAUGUUGCCGAGAAAUUUCGUUAUCCGAGCCUGCUAUCGAUCUCUGUCAACAUUGGCCGUACCGGAAUCGACUGGAGCUGUAGUUGAUAAAGCCAACCAAAUACUCCAGCACCCAGAUUAUUUUGGGGUACAUCGUCUGUUUACAGUAGAAGAUCUAUUCAGAGCUAAGGUUCAUCUGGGUCACAAAGAAGGUACUUUGCAUAGUAAUAUGAAAGGAUAUCUGUUCGGUAGUCGAUUGGGUCAUUGUAUCAUUGAUUUGGACAAAACGGCCGAAUAUUUGCGGCUGGCCUUGAAUGUUACUGCACAUGCUGCAUACAGAGGCGGUAUCAUUCUGUUCUUCAAUCGGAGUGCCCAAAAUGGGCACAUCGUUGAAAAAACUGCCAUGGAAUGUGGAGAGUAUUCACAUACACGGUUCUGGCGUGGUGGUGUGUUUACCAAUGCAAACGUUCAGUUUGGAGCUGUAACUAGACUUCCGGAUUUGUGCAUUUUCCUCAACACCCAGACUAAUAUCCUAGAGAUGCACACGGCAGUCAAGGAUUCCGCCAAGAUGUCAAUACCAACAAUUGGAAUCGUAGAUACAAAUUGCAAUCCUAAUCUUAUCACGUAUCCGGUACCAGGAAAUGACGACACCCCAUCGGCAAUUGAGCUGUACUGUAAACUAUUCAAAAGCGCAAUUUUAUUGGGAAAGGCCAAAAUGAAAGAAGACGCUGUGAACAAUUAAUAGCUUAAAUAAAUUUCUACUGAAUAGAUCACGUUUUUAGCGUCUGUU